CUCCCAAAGCAGACUACUUUUCUCUCUCUCUCUCUCUCUCUCUCUCUCUCUCUUAAGUCUUUCACCAUGGAAAAUCUUUCUCCUAAGAAAAACAACAUAGAUACCAACAGUUCCUCCCUCAACGUGGAGGAGGCUGCACAACCGGAACCCAGCCCUCUUCGAAAGAUGAUCGCUGUGGCAUCCAUCGCCGCCGGGAUACAAUUCGGGUGGGCCCUACAACUCUCCUUAUUAACCCCAUACGUCCAGCUGCUCGGCGUGCCACAUAAAUGGGCCGCCUUCAUCUGGCUUUGCGGCCCAAUCUCCGGCCUGCUUGUCCAGCCCAUCGUUGGUUACUGCAGCGACCGUUGCACUUCCCGUUUCGGCCGCCGCCGUCCCUUCAUCUUAUCCGGCGCACUCGCCGUCGCAAUCGCCGUCUUCCUAAUCGGCUAUGCCGCCGACCUCGGCCACUCAUUCGGCGACGACCUCACCAAAAAAACCCGCCCCCGCGCCGUCGCCAUCUUCGUCACCGGCUUCUGGAUCCUCGACGUGGCCAACAACAUGUUACAGGGACCCUGCCGUGCUUUCCUCGGCGACCUCGCCGCCGGCGACCACCGGAAAACCAGAACCGCAAACGCCUUCUUCUCCUUCUUCAUGGCCAUAGGCAACGUCCUUGGCUACGCCGCCGGAUCCUACAGCCACCUCCACAAAAUCUUCCCCUUCACCGAAACCAAAGCCUGUGAUGUCUUCUGUGCUAAUCUCAAGAGUUGUUUCUUCUUCUCAAUCUUUCUCCUCCUCGUCCUCACAAUAAUCGUGCUUACUUACGUAAAAGAUCGCCCGAUUAUUAAAACAUCAGGCGGUGGUAAUGACAACGAGAACGAGGAAUCGGCGAUUUCAUGCUUUGGGCAGUUAUUCGGUGCGUUUAAGGAACUUAAAAAACCGAUGUGGAUGCUGAUGGCGGUUACGGCUUUGAACUGGAUUGCGUGGUUCCCUUUUUUCUUGUUCGACACUGAUUGGAUGGGUCGUGAGGUGUACGGUGGUAAGGUGGGGGAGAGAGCAUACGAUGCGGGUGUGCGCGCGGGUGCAUUGGGGCUCAUGCUUAAUUCGGUUGUUUUGGGUUUGGUGUCGUUGGUACUUGAACCGUUGGGUCGUUUGGUUGGGGGAGUUAAGAGGCUUUGGGGGAUGGUUAACUUGGUUCUCGCUGUUUGUUUGGCAAUGACGGUCCUUAUUACUAAGGCUGCUGAACACGAAAGGCAUGUAAGCGGUGCCGCUGCCGUGGGGGCACCAUCCCACGGUGUCAAAGCUGCGGCGUUGAUUUUCUUCUCCGCUCUCGGGAUCCCUCUUGCGAUUACUUACAGCGUCCCUUUCGCUCUAGCCUCGAUUUAUUCCAGCACUUCAGGGGCAGGCCAAGGUUUAUCUCUUGGACUUCUCAAUAUUUCAAUUGUGGUACCACAGAUGCUGGUGUCGGCAAUAAGUGGACCAUGGGAUGCUUUAUUUGGCGGUGGCAACUUACCGGCAUUCGUGGUAGGUGCUGUGGCGGCUGCCGUUAGUGCCAUAUUGGCAAUUGUCUUGCUGCCUACUCCAAAGCCCGCUGAUGUGGCCAAGGCUUCAGCCACCACUCAAGGGGGUUUCCAUUAAUUAAUGGAGCUUUUUACAUGUUUCAUUUUUGUCUCCGCUUUUAUAUGAAAAAAAGAUUGAACCUUGUGAUUCGAAGAUGGUGUGUUAAGUUAUUAAGACCCUACGAAAGCUACAAUUGCCGUUUUUGUGGCCCGCAUGUGUAACUAAGAACAAUCGCAUCACUUGUAAAGUUUGGUGUCCUUGUACACAACGCUGUGCUUAGACGAAUGUUUUAAGGAUGCUUUGUUCAUCCAUUGAUAAUGAUAUAUGUGGUGG
Gastrolobium bilobum is the source of this 1869-nucleotide messenger RNA. RefSeq names its product sucrose transport protein SUC8-like. Gene Ontology annotation, biological process: sucrose transport. The record is from RefSeq and is a predicted model, not a curated record. Gene Ontology annotation, molecular function: sucrose:proton symporter activity. The coding region runs from base 67 to 1614 and encodes 515 amino acids. The transcript is spliced from 4 exons. NCBI's taxonomy places the organism in Eukaryota, Viridiplantae, Streptophyta, Magnoliopsida, Fabales, Fabaceae. Gene Ontology annotation, cellular component: vacuole; plasma membrane.